UAUAGUCUGAAAUAUAUAUAGCUCCCCUUAUUUUUAAUCUGUUAAUUUCUCUUGCUCUAAUUUAUAAGAGUUAGUUCAGUUGGUAUAUCAGCUAUAGGUUAUAGGUUAUUAAUUAUAUUUUUAAAAGACGUGUCAGUUUAUCAAUGUUGAGAAAACAGCUAGAGCUAGAAUUCAAAUAUCGUUUAAUUGAAAAAUAUCGAUUGAUUGAAAAAACUAUCGAUUUUUUUCGAUUAAUCGAGAAUCAUCGUCCAUUCCUUCCUCUUGUGGAGUCGUGAUACGAGUGAUACCACGUGGGUUUGCUGAAGCUGGAGUCAGCUCAGUCAGCUUGUAUCACAAUAAUAAAAAGGAUUCAUGCGGCCGCGAAGAUGAGCGACGCGGAAGUAGAUCACAAUUUAUAUGACAGCGAUCAGGAAAUCGCCAAACAUCAUUCGAAGCUUAUCGAGGCCGUGACGCGGCUCGAUAAGGGGCAAAGAGUGAAAAAGGCGGAACGAAGCGAGCCUAGUCUAGAGGUAUCGGAGUACCAUCUCGUAAAAAGCGGAGCAACAGAUAAAGAUGCGGUGUCCACGCAAGACCUGAUCAAGUCGUUGGAGCGAAAAGGAGAUCAGGGCAAUAUUAUUAAGAAGCUUCGGUACAUCCAGCAAAAGAACAAAGUUCUUCCUAAGCCAUUGGAGAAACCAGCAGCUGAGAGGAUAAAAAGGACAGUCGGUUAUGACAAGGUUAAGGAAGACUUGAGAAAAUGGGACAGUAUAGUAGCUAGGAACAGGACAGCGGAACAACUGUCCUUUCCAUUAAAACGUCUAACAGCAGUAAAGAAUUCUCGAGCUUCAAAGAUUCCUGCAUUUCUGAGUGGUUUUAGUACAAAAUCCGAUUUGAUGAAGAAGUUUGAAGAAGUAGAUCCAACAUUGCUGUAUCCAGCUGAAAAGGAAGAGGAGAAGGGUAAUAAAUACAAAAUGACACUGGAAGAGGUGAUCUUGAGGAGGAAGGAAGCUGCCAGGCUCAGAGCUCAACAGUCAUACAAAGAGGCGAAGGCACAUCGUCAGCGUAAAAUAAAGAGCAAGAAGUUCCAUCGGAUCCAGCGGAAGGAUAAGAUUAAGCAGCAGUUAAAGGAUUUCGAAAAGUUGAAGGAUAGUAAUCCACAGGAGGCCCUGGCGAAGUUGGAACAAUUAGACAAAACUCGGGCUGAAGAGAGAAUGUCGUUGAGACAUAAAAACACGGGUCAAUGGGCUAGGAAUAAACAGAUCAAAGCUAAAUAUAACAAGGAAACACGACAGGUUCUUGCUGAACAAUUGGCCAUUAAUAGAGAAUUGACGCAAAAAGUUAAAAGAACGGACAGUGAUGAAGAAGAUGAAGAAGAUGAGGAAAAUGAGGAAUAUGUAGAAAAUGUGGAAGAUAAAGAAGAUGAAGAAGACGAAAUACUAUUAAAAAACAAAGAAGGUAACAUAAAGACUGAACCUGAAAUUGAUAACUUCCUUAAGCGUUGUCGGGAAUUCUAUGAUAAAAAACAACAGACGAAAAAAGAGGAAAUAGAGAGAGAUGGAAUUUCGGAAGAGGAAAAAGGGACGUCAUGUCAUGAUGAAAAGAAUGAUGAAAAUUCACAAGCAAAUAGAAGUGAUAUGAAAAGCAAGUUAUGCAGUAAUGAGAAAAGUAGUACUUUGCAAGCAAAUGUAAGUGAUACCAAAAGUAAAUUACGUAAAAAUAAGAGAAGCGGUAGUUUAGUUGCAAAUAUAAAUGAUCAAAGUAAAAAAAGUAAAUCUUGCAGCAAUGAAAAAAACAAUACUUUGCAAGUAAAUACAAGUGAUACCAAAAGUAAAUUACAUGGUAAUAAGAAAAGCGACAUUUCACACGCAAAUACAAGUAAUAUAAACAGCAAAUCCUGCAGCAAUGAAAAAAGCAGUAAUUUAUUAGCAAAUACAAAUGAUGUAAAAGAUAAAACUCGUAAAAGGAAAAAGAAUAAAGAAAGUCCGAUAUCCGAUUCUGUAGAUGCUACGAGCAAACACAAUAAUAAAAAAUUUAAAUCACAAGACGUAAAUGAUUCCGAGGGAUCAAAAAAGAAAAAGUCAAAGCUGAAUCUAAAGAAGCAAGAAGUCAAGAAGAAAUGCAAGGCAAACAAGAAAAUGGAAAAGCAGAAGGAGGAUGAAGAGGAGAAUGAAGAUUAUUCGCCAAACCUCGAAUUUGAAAACCCCAAACGGAAACCUAUUUUGGAUUCUCCAUUAGAGGAAACGACUUCCAGGGAAAAUGCACAGAAAAAUAGCAAUCUGACGAGUUUGAAGACAAUAGCAAAUAAUACAACACAGGAACCAGCUGGCAUUAGCCACGAAGCGGAGAUAGACCCGAAAAAAUACGUAAACAUAAAGCCUAAAUACUUAAAGACGCAGCUGCCAGAUUUAACUACAGGCGGGGAUGAAGAUAGCGAACAGGAAGAGGAGACUCACAAAAUAAUGAGCGAGGCAUUUGCGGACGAUGACGUUGUCGAAGAAUUUAGGAAGGAGCAGGAAGAGGAGAUGAAAAAGUCGCAGCCGCAAGAUAUUGAUCUGAGUCUACCUGGAUGGGGAAAUUGGGGAGGACCGAACGUUAAGAAGAAUAAACAGGCUCGUAAGAAAAGCCGAUUUAUUCUGACUGUUCCCAAGGUAGUGUCACGUAAGCCCGAAAACCAGGGGAAAGUCAUAGUAUUCGAGCACGAAAAUGAAAAAUUGAAGAAACACCUUGUCAAGGAGCUACCCUAUCCGUUUACUAGGGUCAAGGACUUUGAAGCGAGCAUCAGAGCUCCCAUCAGCAGGACUUUCGUCCCGAUGAACGCUCAUUUGCGGCUCAUUCAACCGACAGUGAAGACCAAGCUCGGACAAGUGAUCGAGCCAAUGGACGAGAAUGAGUUGGUGAAGAAGCAACCAAUGGUGAAAAAACCCCUAAAGCGUAUUAUUGCAAAAGCUGAUAAGAAAAAAAAUAUUCUAAAAAGCAAAAACAAAAAGGGAGGUAAACAGAAUGUACAAAGUGUAUGAUAAAAUAAAUUCUAUUAUUCUAUAAUCGCUA
Molecule: messenger RNA, 3027 nt
Organism: Temnothorax curvispinosus
Lineage: Eukaryota; Metazoa; Arthropoda; Insecta; Hymenoptera; Formicidae
Product: U3 small nucleolar RNA-associated protein 14 homolog A-like
Exons: 6
Coding region: 366-2996 (876 amino acids)
Biological process (GO): rRNA processing
Cellular component (GO): nucleolus; small-subunit processome
Source: RefSeq, a predicted model, not a curated record